Molecule: messenger RNA, 3284 nt
Organism: Seriola dumerili (greater amberjack)
Lineage: Eukaryota; Metazoa; Chordata; Actinopteri; Carangiformes; Carangidae
Gene: snx29
Product: sorting nexin 29
Exons: 21
Coding region: 510-3017 (835 amino acids)
Molecular function (GO): phosphatidylinositol binding
Source: RefSeq, a predicted model, not a curated record
AUAACACGUUUUUACAAAAGACUACAGCUCCCACCAGGCCUUUCGUGUCAUAUGACAGCUGUAUGUUUUGUCAUGUGACCUUGACACUGCUCAGUCGGCACUCCGUUUCCCUUUUUUCGCAGUGUCACAGGCUCCAAGCUGAAAAUACCUCAUUUCUCUCCUAAACGACCCGCCACAGUUCAGACAGGAGGUUCCAUGGCUGUGAAAUUACAUUCCGGUUUUGCCUUUGGACGGUUUAUCUGCAUUAUUGGCUUUGUACAACUCUUACAUGUCAGACAGUGGUAGACUCACAGCCCCAGCGGCUCCCCGGCAGGCCUCUCUGUUCACCGAGUGAGCUUCAGUCCCCCACGCCGCUGUUGGGUGGGUCCAGCUCGGCCACAGAGGCGGCAUGGCCCCGGUGCACGGCUAGCCGGUGCUCGUUGUGAAUUAAAGCCACAGAAAGGGAUGAACCACGUCGGUGUUCAACUGUUCAGCUUGGAUGUCACUGCUACCGGAGUUUGGCUGUCAGAAUGAACGGCACUCAGCAGAGUGAUACCAAGAGACAACACCUCCUGGAGAGGCUGCUGGAUGCUGUCAAACAAUGCCAAAUACGCUUUGGAGGGAGGAAGGAGAUCGCCACAGACUCAGACAGCAGGGUGAUCUGUCUGUGCGCCCAGUUUGAAGCGGUGCUGCAGCACGGCCUGAGGAAAACCAGAGGUCUGGCCCUCACCGCCGCUGCUCUCAAGCAGGCCGCGGGCUUCACCAGCAAGACCGAAGCAGAGUUGACUUUCUGGUUUUACGUGAAGGAGCAUCUGAACCGCCAUGAGCUCCAGCGGUUCUACUCACUUCGGCAGAUUUCCUCGGAGCUGGGCCGGGGUCGUGCAUGGCUGCGUUGCGCCCUCAAUGAGCACUCGCUGGAGCGCUACCUGCACACACUGCUGGCUGACCGCCCACGUCUGGGAACUUACUACGAAGACUGGGCUUUUAUUCUUGAUGAAGAGAGAGCGAGUAUGCUCCCCACCAUGGCUGCAGGACUGAACUCCAUCCUGUUUGCCAUCAACAUCGACAACAGCGACCUGAACGGCGGGGUGACUCGAGGAGGAGGCUCGUCAGUCUCCCACCUCCUCAAGGAGUCCACGCAGGGCAUCGGCAGCCUGUGGAAGGAGUCGACUCAGGGGGUCAGCAGCUUGCUGCGAGAGAUCAGCACCGCCACGGCGGUGGUACCCGGCUUCACCCCGCGAGGGGACGGAGCCUCAGACCCGCUACCUGUCCUUCCACGCAGCACCUCUGCCGACUCAGGGCUGAGGAAAGAGCGCCGUAGGAAAAAGAAGAUCACCAACAUCAUUUCCUUUGAUGAUGAUCUGGAUGGAGGGGCGGAGGAUGAGGAGGAGGGGGAGGAGGACUCCCAGAAGAUGGGCACGAUGAGGAAGAGUCACACUGCUCCUCCUCAGAGCAGUGUGGAGGAAGGGAUAGACCCUUUGGAGCCGGACUUUCCCCCGUCGCCGGCCCAGAACGGCCUGGUUGAGCCGGGCGUAGUCAGCUGGGUGGGGUCGCCCCAUCCCUCUCGUACGCCUCCCAUGACUACACCUCCUUUGCCUGACAGUAAGAGCAUAGACAACGAGGAGGAGGAGGAAGAGGAAGAGAUGUACAAACCCAGAGCACAAACCCAGGAGGAGGAGAGGAUCAGCUCUGAUCAGGUGGUGGUGGGAAGUCUGUCCAGCGUGUCCACGUGGAGCCCUCUACAGGUGAUGACGAACCACAGCAGCUCCGACAUCCUCAUCCCCCUGAACCCUGCAGACCCUCAGCCAGUGAGCUCUGUGGAGGACACAGCUGCAUUUCCUGCUCAGUGUGAGUCAACAGAGCCGGUGGGAAACUGUGAGAGCAGCAGAUCAGAGCUGACGUUCAAUAUGGAGUCCAGUCCACCGACGCAGCCGGCUCCAAUUUCCAGCGUGCUGCCAACAUCUGGUCUGCCAGAGUCCAUGACAGUGGUGGAGCUGCGUCAGGCCAUUGUAGCCAUGAUGAACAGAAAGGACGAGCUGGAGGAACAAAACACCUCUCUUCGCUGCCUGCUGGACGGGGAGAUGGAGCACUCGGCGGGCCUGAGGCAAGAAACUGAUCUGCUGAAGAAGAAGCUGGCGGAGCUGGAGGAGAGACACACAGCCAAGGUCCAGGCACUGGCCAGGGAGAAUGAGGUCCUGAAGGUCCAGUUGAAGAAGUAUGUGGGGGCGGUACAGAUGCUGAAGAGAGAGGGGAGCCAGGGCAAUGACGCCCUGUCGGUGUUGCGGUCAAGCGAAGAUCAGGCCCCCGUGCCACAGAACAAGUUCAUGGGUGACAUCGAGGAGCUGGCUGCCAGCUAUGAACGCAAACUCAUAGAGGUGGCCGAGAUGCACGGAGAGUUGAUAGAGUUUAAUGAGCGCCUCUACCGUUCCCUAAUGGCCAAAGACCACCUCAUUGUCCAGAUGAGACAGGAACUCAUUGACCUGAGAGGACCGGUCCCAGGAGAUUUAAGCCAGACGUCAGACGACCCCAGCUUGUCCGAUUUUGAGACGGCUCAUCGCGCUCUCAUCAACGUGUGGAUCCCCUCUGUGUUCCUGCAGGGCAGAGCUGCCAACGCCUACCACGUCUAUCAGGUGUACAUCCGCAUCCUGGACAAUGAGUGGAAUGUGUACAGACGUUACACAGAGUUCAGGGAGCUCCACAACCACCUGAGGACCCAGUUUCCACAGGCGGACACCUUCAACUUCCCACCCAAGAAAGCCAUAGGGAACAAGGAUGCCAAGUUCGUGGAGGAGAGGAGGAAGCAGCUGCAGGGCUACCUUCGCACGGUGAUGAACAAACUGAUCCAGACGCUGCCGGAGUUCACAGCCCGACCCACCAAAGAGAACCUGCUGUCUCUUUUGCCUUUCUGCCUAGACACGCCCCAGGCCAACGACGGUGGAGCCAAGACGCCCCGGUCCAAAACGUCAUCCCGUUUCCCCAGACUGGGCCGCAGCCGCAACCAGGAAGCCAGACCAGAACCUCAGAGUGGAGACCUUUAACCCCCUGGAGCCUUGGAACUAAUAAUCUCUCACUGUAAAGGCAGAGGACGCCAAUGUUCCCGUGUGUCUGGACUAUGACACACUGACUGACACUGUGUGAGGACGUUAAGGACGAGUACCGGACCUUCAGAGGAAAAACAAAACAAACAAAAAGAAGAAAAGCCUCAGUCCAGGAAGGGGUGAUGGAUGUGUUCACAUUCGCAGUCCUCUCAAGGUGAAUAUGUAAACGUUUCUGUGCAUUGCCUGGCUGAGUAAAGGAUAACUGAC